This is a messenger RNA of Delphinapterus leucas (beluga whale), 1945 nucleotides long. RefSeq names its product saccharopine dehydrogenase (putative) (gene SCCPDH). Gene Ontology annotation, cellular component: mitochondrion; lipid droplet; plasma membrane. NCBI's taxonomy places the organism in Eukaryota, Metazoa, Chordata, Mammalia, Artiodactyla, Monodontidae. The record is from RefSeq and is a predicted model, not a curated record. Gene Ontology annotation, biological process: glycolipid biosynthetic process.
CGCUCAGGCAGCGAAGACUGCAGCGGCCGUGGAGGAGACGGUUGCUGCGCCGGGUCCUGGGGUCGCUGCUUGAGGCGCAGGCGCCGUGGACUCAGCCCAUCCUUGUCCUUGCAUCGCCGUGGGCUCGUAAUGGCGACCCAGCAGAGGCUUUUCCACCUGGUGGUGUUCGGCGCCUCUGGCUUUACCGGCCAGUUCGUGACCGAGGAGGUGGCCCGGGAGCAGAUGUCCCCGGAGCGGAGCUCCCGCCUUCCCUGGGCUGUGGCGGGCCGUUCUCGGGAGAAGCUGCAGCGAGUCCUGGAGAGGGCUGCCAUGAAACUGGGAAGGCCGACACUGUCAUCUGAAGUUGGAAUAAUAAUUUGUGAUAUCACUAAUCCAGCCUCACUUGAUGAAAUGGCUAAACAGGCAACAGUUGUCCUCAACUGUGUAGGACCAUACCGAUUUUAUGGAGAACCUGUAGUGAAAGCAUGUGUUGAAAAUGGAACUAGCUGUAUUGACAUCUGUGGAGAACCUCAGUUUCUGGAACUAAUGUAUUGGAAGUAUCAUGAGAAAGCUGCAGAAAAAGGGGCUUAUAUCAUUGGAAGCAGUGGCUUUGACUCCAUUCCAGCAGAUCUGGGAGUAAUAUAUACCAGAAAUAAAAUGAAUGGUACAUUGACUGCUGUGGAAAGUUUCCUGACUAUACAUUCAGGACCUGAGGGGUUGUGCACUCAUGAUGGUACCUGGAAGUCAGCGGUUUAUGGUUUUGGAGAUCAGAGUAAUUUGAAAAAACUACGAAAUGAGUCCAAUUUGAAGCCUGUCCCAAUUGUUGGUCCAAAAUUGAAAAGAAGGUGGCCAAUUUCUUACUGCAGAGAACUCAACAGUUAUUCCAUUCCUUUCUUGGGAGCAGAUGUGUCUGUUGUGAAGCGGACUCAGCGUUACUUGCACGAAAAUUUAGAGCAAUCACCUGUUCAGUAUGCUGCUUAUGUAACUGUGGGAGGUGUCACCUCUGUUAUUAAGCUGAUGUUUGCUGGACUUUUCUUUUUAUUCUUUGUGAAGUUUGGCAUUGGAAGGCAACUCCUCAUAAAAUUCCCAUGGCUCUUCUCCUUUGGUUAUUUUUCAAAACAAGGUCCAACACAAAAACAGAUUGAUGCCUCAUCGUUUACGUUGACAUUUUUUGGUCAAGGGUACAGCCAAGGCUUUGGUCCUGAUAAGAACAAACCAAAUAUCAGAAUUUGUACUCAGGUGAAAGGACCAGAAGCUGGCUAUGUGGCUACCCCCAUAGCCAUGGUCCAGGCAGCCAUAACUCUACUAACUGAUGCCUCUGACCUUCCUAAGGCGGGUGGGGUCUUCACUCCUGGAGCAGCUUUCUCCAGAACAAAGUUGAUUGACAGACUCAACCAACGUGGCAUUGAAUUUAGUGUCAUUAGCAGCUCUGAAGUCUAAACAUUUGAAUAAUUAACUGAAGUCAUAAAAUGCAUGAAUUAACAGCUUUUUAAUUUGAUAUUGGAAAUUCUUCUAUAAGCCUGUCUGACUAUAUGUGGAAAAGAUUGUCAAAUCUAAAAUAUGUAUACAGUAAAAGCAGGGAAUUGUACUAGCUUACGCUAAGUUUCAAAUCUUAGCUGAUUUUUGUGAUUUUAUUGCUUGUGAGAAAAAAUUAAUAUUUGACUUUUUCAUGGAAGAAUUCAAGGUCAGUUUUUUAAGUGAGCUGGAAGAUCAGAGGGUGGGAUGGGUGGCUUUCUCUGUGGCUGACACGCCCAGGCUGGUGGUCAUGUAAGACGGCAGCUGCUCUUUUCCUUGCCAUGAUAUUGAAUGUGAUCUCACUUCCCCAUGAAUUUCUCUGCAUAGUGUAGGCCUUUGCCAAAUGAAACUGCAGUUUUUGCUAUAUUAGCCUACUUUUUCACCCAUCCACACUGACUGAAUUUGGACUCUUACCUAAGUUUAAUAAUAAAGGAUUGUCAAUUGAACAGUG